This is a messenger RNA of Xylaria bambusicola, 2973 nucleotides long. RefSeq lists its product as uncharacterized. Gene Ontology annotation, molecular function: RNA polymerase II cis-regulatory region sequence-specific DNA binding; zinc ion binding; DNA-binding transcription activator activity, RNA polymerase II-specific. Lineage: Eukaryota; Fungi; Ascomycota; Sordariomycetes; Xylariales; Xylariaceae. Gene Ontology annotation, biological process: DNA-templated transcription; regulation of transcription by RNA polymerase II. Gene Ontology annotation, cellular component: nucleus. The record is from RefSeq and is a predicted model, not a curated record. The transcript has 3 exons. The coding region runs from base 158 to 2302 and encodes 714 amino acids.
CGUUGCGCCGCAGGACUAUUUAUCACGUUGUCAGAUUUGUGAUCAAAUAGAUUGCGUUAUCGGCGGUAGCCUCUCCUUCUCGUAGAAUAAAAAGGCAUAUUCCUGGUUUCGGCGGUUCACUCACACUAGAGCACGUUCCGUUAAGAAAAAGGCCCAGAUGGAAGACAUUGCAUCUCGAAGACGCCGACGGCCUAUACUCGCCUGCGAACCGUGUAGACGAAAGAAAAUCAAGUGUGAUCAUGAAGUUCCAUGCACCCCAUGUACGCGCUCCAGAACGUCAUACUGCAGCUAUCUCGAGGCCAACGAAGAUGUAACUUCAAAGAAGCAACGAUCCGGAGAAGAGCACUCGAAUGUAUCGACUGCUUCAACUGCUUCAACUUCUGGAGACUACCCUCCCUCGAUGCCCGUUUCUGUUCCCCUCUCGGUUCCUCUUUCCGGAUCUCCUUGGUUUAGCGGCAAUGGAAGCGUCACCAGCAACGGUGGCAAUAAUAGUACCACUAGCCUGUCCAUCGCUCCCGAAGCAAAAACCGGCCAUCUCAUUGAAAGACAAGACUCAUUCACGGCACGUGGAACGUUUCUCCGCGGCCGGUUCUACGGGCCAAGCCAUUGGCUAAGCUUCUAUCAACAUUUGCCACAUGCCGAGUCAGACUACUCUCUAUAUCAGAACUGCGAGCCACUUGUAGGCUCUCCCAGCUCUGUUGAUAGUUUGGGCAGCACGAAUUUGUGGAAACUCCCCGAGACCAUUCCGCCGCGUGAAGUGAGCAACCAGCUUGUACUAGCAUACUUUCGCACAUUUGAGUCAGUACUACGGAUUCUUCACGUUCCGUCUUUCGUCCGGGAGUGCCAGCAGUACUGGAAAUCUCCUCAGAAUGCCCGAGAGGAAUUCAUACUACAGCUGGGCCUGGUAAUGGCUAUUGGGGCUGCGUUCACGCCGCAGGUUACGGUGAAAGACCAGUCUAUCCUUUUGUGGAUUGAUUCAGCACAAAAUUGGCUGCGAGAUACACUAACAGAGACGUGCCUUAACCAAAUUGACACGACUAGUACUAGCGGUAGAGAAUUGGUACAGAUAUUCUGUCUCCUGAUUGAAGCUCGACAGACGCGGCACACUGAGAAGAAGCGACCCGGGUUAAUUUCAGCUGAUUCUCUAAUUCGGGCAGCAGAGCACGUGGGGUUACACAUUCAUCCGACCAAACUACCAGGCUUAUCAUUCUUCGAGCAGGAGAUGCGGCGUAGACUUUGGACUACCUGCCAAGAAUUAGCCUUGCAAGCAGCCGUAAAUGAGGGCCGACCGUCGCCCAUUCUCAGAGGUGAUGACAAUGGGCCACCGCCGCUUAACCUGGCGGAUGAACAGUUCGACACCCACACAACGAUUGUGCCACUUGUCAGUGAAGAUUUUACACACACUUCGAUACUGAUUGCCUUGCACAAGUCAUUCCCUAUUCGACACGCCAUUGCCGAGGCCAUCAAUGACGUCUCCUACGAGAUGUGCUCAUAUGAACAGGCCCUGGAUAUGAGCUCCCGCAUCAUGACUGAGAGUCGCGAGAUCUUUUCACGGAUACAGAGUCGCGCUUCCAAUUUCGCAGUAAGAUUAUGCGAGCUACUUCUCCACCGCUUCUUAUUGACAUUGCACGCCCCCUUCGCGCUUCAUGCACACAUCGACCCCACGCGUUACUACUCGCGCAAGGUUGCUACGGAGAUCUCUAUGUCCAUUCUACGCCACUGCUCGCAAGUCGAGACGGACGAUUUCGCGCGCUUGCUGCGACGGGGAUCCGAGAUCUUCACCCAUGUUCCAAUCUUAGCCACCAGCAUUCUUUGCUACGACUUGGCGGACGAGGAUCCAUUCUCCUCAACGCUUGUUCAGGCGGCAUUCCCGGUUACACGAACUAGCCUGCAGAAGCUUGUUGACGCCUAUCUUCACGUCUUGUCGCUGCGCAUCGGAAGUGGUUCUGAAGAGAUUCGUCCAUAUGUUUUGCUAUCCGCACAGCUGGCCCGAAUUGCCGCGAGCCAAGCCGGACAGGCCAUUGACCACCGACUUGUCGUUACACGAACUCUACAGCUCUGCCAAAGAAUGCAGCAAGGGCAGGCGGUUGUGCCCCACGUAGAAGGACAGCAGUUCGACAAUAUACUUGGGCAUUCAAGCAACGAUAACAGCGUCGGAGCGGGGGGGAGUUCCACCAUGAUAAGACAGCGCAUGAGUAGUGAUGCCACCUUCGACAUCAGCCCUGAACAACUUGACGACUGCAUCUCAAACCCGCUUUCUGAAGACAAUCAUUGGAUGAUAGGACUAGUUCAAAACGGAUAACACGUAGAGUACGGGGCAACAGCACCCGUACUCUGACAAGCAUUCGAGAUGGUGCCUUCGGCGCCAAUGGCAACAGUAACCAGGAUACCCGAAAAUAUCUUCUCGCUCCACUCCAAUGUUAGAUUUCGUCCCAUGGUCUCUAGAUAUGGGCGGACACGUGCAAGCUGAGCAGAUCUUGGGUGGAAGGGUUACGAAACAAGAACAAUUUGGAAUGAGUUAUGUAUCGUACGAUCAUUAAUGGACCCUAUAUUUGACCCGACAUUUUGCCCCAUCUAGCUAGUUGCAUGUUCUGAGGGUUGAGCACAACUAUAUAAGUAAGUUUUUUUAAGCUCAGCUAUAUGUUGGUUAAAUAUGUUAGGGCCUACAACUGCCCUAGUCACUGUUUCCCUUUAGUUGGUUGCAAAGGUAUUGAUCAGUACACCAAAACGCAGACGGCACCGUGAUGUAGGACCUACAUCUUCUCCAUUAUUAUUUAUUCUUUUCUUGUUGUGAUGUGUCUAAAAUAAAAGCCAAGGAGCAGAUACCUCAGUCACAUUCAUUCUGAUUAUUAAAAUUUUGUCGAUAUAGCUGGUUACGAUUAGGUGUAUUUCCUUAUUGGGAUGGCUCAAAUAUCAGGAGCAAUUGAUCUACAACCUGAUAGUGUUUUUCGUCAGAUGAAUAUACAGCUUAUA